AUGUCGUUACAAGAGCCGUCCUCCUCCUCGAAACAUUUGGAAGAUAGUUCAGUCUCGCGUGAGUCGCAGUCUCAUGAUGAAUUUGGAUCUUCCACCUCAAAGUCCACGAUGGAUUAUGAUCCCCAAGGAUCUCCAGUUCAAUAUGAUGCUGGGUUGCAGGAUGAAGUAGAUUGCGAUGUCUUAUCAAAAAUAGAGAGUGAUGUUAACUUGUCAAGAGAGCUCUCACGGAAACUGACCAACGCUUUUGCCGUGGAACAAGACACUGACACGUUGGCCCCUCUCCUUCCGAUGGGGAACGGCAGACCUUACCCCCCGCAAGCUCCCGACAGGGAACAGUACACAGUUGCAUUCGACGGCCCAAACGAUCCAUUGUUUCCUCAAAAUUGGGCCACGGGGAAAAAGAUUAGAAUGUGUUUGUUAAUCGGCCUCAAUGCAUUCUGCGUUGCUUUUGGUUCUGCCGUGUUCUCCCCUGCUAUACCCUAUAUAAGUGCUCAAUACGGAGUGAUUAAUGUCGUCUCCACUCUAAGUGUGUCCUUGUUCGUCAUUGGGUUUGCUACUGGUCCAGUUGUUUGGGCCCCUCUUUCAGAGUUGUAUGGUAGAAAACCUGUCUUGUUUGUGUCCUCCUUGGGAUUCAUGUUAUUCAGUUUUGCCGUAGCCACCGCUCAAGAUAUCCAGACCAUUAUGAUCUGCCGAUUUUUCACUGGUGCCAUAGGCUCAGGUCCCAUGGUGGUAGUUCCGGCUGGUUUCGCUGAUAUGUUUGGUAGUGGUAGUAGGGGUAUUGCCAUUACGAUAUUUGGUAUGACUAUCUUUUGUGGUCCAUUGUUGGCCCCUAUCAUUGGCGCAUUUAUUGCCAAGUCAUAUUUGGGAUGGAGAUGGAUCGAAUACAUUCUGGGUAUGUUGGGCGCAGCUGGUUUUAUCUCUGUGUUUUUCUAUGAGGAAACGCACCAUCCCAUCAUUCUCGUUAACAAAGCGGUCACGUUGAGAAGACGAACUGGAAACUGGAUGAUUCAAGCCCCUCAUGAGGAAGUCACCCUUUCAAUCAAGGAAAUCUGUGAAAAGAACAUUACUAGACCAUUGAAAAUGCUGUUCACUGAACCAAUUUUGCUGCUGAUCUCCAUUUACACUGCAUUUAUAUACGGAAUCUUGUAUUUAUUCCUUACAGCAUACCCAUUGGUAUUUAACAAAGGGUACCAUAUGACUCAAGGUGUGGCUGAGCUGCCUUACUUUGGACUGAUCAUCGGACAACUUUUGGGAGGUGCCUUCCUUAUCUGGUAUGAAUUGAGUUACAAUCGCAAAAUUGAAAGAUCGGGUAUAAAACGUACUCCCGAAGCUCGUUUGGUGCCUUCAAUCGUAGGCGGUAUUGCAUUUCCAAUUGGACUGUUGUGGUUCUGUUGGUCAGGUUAUUACGCAGAUGAAGUACAUUGGAUUGUUCCAACACUGUCCGGAUUGUUCUCUGGAUUUGGAUUGAUCACAAUUUUCAACCAAUGCUUGAAUUACCUGGUUGACGCAUAUUUAGUGUUUGCUGCUUCAGCCAUGGCAGCCAACACGUUCUUAAGAUCAUCAUUUGGAGCCUGUUUCCCACUGUUUGCAGGCUACAUGUUUGAAGCUAUGGGCAUAAAUUGGGCAGGUCUUUUGAUAGGAUUAUUCGCGGCAUGUUUGAUCCCUUUACCCAUCAUCUUUUACUUCUACGGAGAAAGAAUUCGGCACAAGUCCAAAUAUGCUUUCGUCUAUUGA
Molecule: messenger RNA, 1734 nt
Organism: Komagataella phaffii GS115
Lineage: Eukaryota; Fungi; Ascomycota; Pichiomycetes; Pichiales; Pichiaceae
Product: Polyamine transporter that recognizes spermine, putrescine, and spermidine
Exons: 1
Coding region: 1-1734 (577 amino acids)
Biological process (GO): transmembrane transport
Molecular function (GO): transmembrane transporter activity
Source: RefSeq, a predicted model, not a curated record